Molecule: messenger RNA, 726 nt
Organism: Phragmites australis (common reed)
Lineage: Eukaryota; Viridiplantae; Streptophyta; Magnoliopsida; Poales; Poaceae
Exons: 1
Coding region: 49-726 (225 amino acids)
Source: RefSeq, a predicted model, not a curated record
AUACUAGUACUAUCCAAGAAGGCAAGAAAGCUAGUGAGCUCUGAAAAGAUGGAAACCGCCGCCGCCGCGCUGAGCAUGAAGCUCCUCAUCGAUAUGAAGGCACAGCGCGUGCUGUUCGCGGAGGCGAGCAAGGAAGUCGUCGACUUCCUCUUCUCCCUCCUCGCCCUGCCCGUCGCCACGGCCGUCCAGCUGAUCGGGAAGAAAGGCAUGGUCGGCUGCGUCGGCAACCUUUACGCCAGCGUCGACAAGCUCGACUCCACCUACGUCCAGCCCGGAGCGGCCAAGGACGAGCUCCUCCGCCCCACCGUGCUCUCCCCGGCAGCGAGCUCUAACAGUUCCCUCCUCCUGCCAGCGCCGUCGUCUGGCCAGCCAAAGACCUUCUACAGAUGCGGCUACAACUGCUUCAGCUAUGUGACGGACGCGCACGGUACGAAAUGUCCGUCCUGUGGCAAACAUAUGAUGACGGUAAUGCAUUAUGCCUCGCCCGGGUCUGGCGGCUCCGGCAAGGAGGCGGAGAACGCCGAAGGGUUCGUGCAGGGCAUCGUGACGUACACGGUGUUGGACAACCUCACGGUGACGCCCAUGUCCACCAUCUCCAGCAUCACCCUGCUCAACACCUUCGCGGUGAGGGACCUCGGCGAUCUCGAGGAGAGGACCGUGCAGCUCGGCUCCAACGAGGUCAGUCACUGGAUCUUUCAUCUGCUCACAAUUAUCCUUCGUUUUUAA